AUGUUUCUGCCUAUUGAGCAAUGGGUUGGCAUGCACUAUGUUAUUAUUGUUGUACAAGCAAUUAUCAUCAAGCAUUUCCUCUCCAUUUCUGGUUUCAACACAAUAUGUGGGAUGGUCGUAGGCAAGAAGUAUCUGAAUGAGUCACCAGCAGAACAAGGGGUUGUGGAUUCGGAUGAGCUGCCAAGGACUUUUGAUCAGUUGUUCUUGCUCACUGGUGCGUUAAACAUUGGAGAUUUGAUUCCAUGGAUCAAUUUCUUGGAUCUCCAAGGCUUUGGGAAGAAGAUGAAGACACUACGAAAGAAAUUCGACAACUUACUGGAUCACAUAAUAGACGAUGCUCAAAUGGGGCAGAAUAAACAAAAAGAUUCAAAAGUUAGAACAAUGUUUGACGUAUUAAUGGAGCUCUUGGAGAACCCAAACCUUGAGUUUCACUUCACAAGGAAACACAUCAAAGCAGUGCUACAG
This is a messenger RNA of Ilex paraguariensis (yerba mate), 465 nucleotides long. The record is from the annotation of a GenBank genome assembly. NCBI's taxonomy places the organism in Eukaryota, Viridiplantae, Streptophyta, Magnoliopsida, Aquifoliales, Aquifoliaceae.